AUGGCAUUCAACAGCAACUCUGAUAACCUUAUUGCGAUUCUUAGCAUUGAUGGAGGUGGUAUUAGAGGGAUCAUUCCAGCUACUAUUCUUGCUUUCCUUGAAGCCCAACUUCAAGAAUUAGACGGUGAAAAAGUAAGAAUCUGCGACUACUUCGACUUGAUUGCUGGAACGAGCACGGGAGGAUUGGUGACCGCCAUGUUAACAGCUCCAGAUGAAGACAAGCGCCCGCUUUUUGCUGCAAAAGACAUUCUUCCCUUUUACAAAGAGCACGGCCCUAAGAUAUUUCCAGAACGAUACAUGACAUGCAGAGGCGGCGGUUUGUUUGGAACCAUGAGAAGAAGUUUGGCAUCGUUGAUUGGUCCCAAAUAUGACGGUAAACACCUCCGCGAAGUUCUUGAAGAAAAGCUCGGAAACACUCGACUGCAUCAAACUUUGACUCCAGUUGUCAUCCCCACCUUCGACAUCAAUAACUUUCAACCACUUGUAUUCACCAACUACGAGGCGGAGGAUAGACCUGAGUUGGACGUUAAAUUGUCAGACAUAUGCAUAGGAAGUUCCGCAGCUCCAACAUAUUUUCCUGCUCAUUGUUUUAAGAACAGUGAUGAUAAAGGCAACAUGUUUGAGUUCAACCUCGUCGACGGCGGCGUCUGCGCUAACAAUCCGACUCUGGUUGCGAUCAGCACAGUGACGCAAAAAAUGGUGAGGAAAGAUCCACAUUUCCCAGUAUGGCAAGCAACCAGAAAAUUUGAAAAUAAUCCUAUAAACCACCAAAGACGAUUCCUAAUACUUUCAUUAGGCACAGGAUCUUCAAAAUAUUCCCAGAAAUACAGUGCAGACAUGGCGGCCAAAUGGGGCAUCAUCGGAUGGUUGACUCACGCCGGCGGCAACCCUUUGAUCGAUGUUUUCUCCCACGCCAGCUCCGACAUGGUGGAUUAUCACAUCAUCACCAGUUUUCACUCCCUCAAUGUCGGAGAUAACUACCUCCGAAUUCAAGAAGAUGAGUUAGAGGGAGAGUUGGCCUCAGUUGAUGUGACGACGGAGGAGAAUUUGAAGAAAUUGGAAGAAAUUGGGAAAAAGUUGCUGACUAAAAGUGUUUCUAAAUUGGAUCUUUUGACUGGAGAGUAUAAGCCUGUUCCUACACGUGGGACAAAUGAAGAAGCCUUGAAAAGGUUUGCGAAAAUGCUAUCAGAGAAUAAGAGAAAUCGCUUAAACAAUGAAGUCGAAUAA
This is a messenger RNA of Ipomoea triloba (trilobed morning glory), 1227 nucleotides long. Its product is annotated as patatin-like protein 1. The record is from RefSeq and is a predicted model, not a curated record. Gene Ontology annotation, molecular function: glycerophospholipase activity; monoacylglycerol lipase activity. Lineage: Eukaryota; Viridiplantae; Streptophyta; Magnoliopsida; Solanales; Convolvulaceae. Bases 1 to 1227 code for a protein of 408 amino acids. Gene Ontology annotation, biological process: lipid metabolic process. The transcript has 7 exons.